GUGUUUAUCGAAAAACAGUGAUUAUCCAAUUUUAAAAUUUCCAAUGAAUGGACCAGAAAUUUGACAGCCAUUAGGUUCUUCAGCUCUUGUCAAGAAAACGUCUGCAAAAAAAUGCAUGGCUAUAACGAAUUGAUCAUUCAAAUUUUUUCCCACGUUUACUUAUCAGUUAUUUAAUUUUUUGGUGCAAUUAGCGAUUAAAAACAAUGUAAAAUUUCAUUAAUUUUAAUUCACAGGCUGUUUUUUCGUUCAAAAAAUGAAAUACUUAACAUGAUAAUUCAAUUGAGAAUCAUCGCAGGAUUACUAUACAUAGCAAUAGUAAGAAUAGAAAUCACAUUUUGUGCGAAGGAGUGCAAAGUAGAAAAUUUAAAGGCUGACUGUUCCUCAAGAGGCUUUGACGAUAUUCCACAAACCCUAGAUAUGAAUCUGAUAGAGUUGAACGCGUCCUACAAUCCCAUAGCUGAAUUGACCGCUGACACAUUCAAAAGAUACCCUAAGUUAUUAACUCUCGAUUUACGCGGCGUAGCACCAAAUGAUAAACGUCAUAACGGAACCAGCUACAAGCCCACUGUAUUUGUUCCUCUGAAGGAGCUCGUCAAUCUGGACAUUAGUGAAUCGGGAUUCCACGUAGCUUUAUACGCUACAGAAUUCAUUUGGCCCACAACGCUGCAAAUUUUGUCAGUUAAUUCGAUGAAAUAUUUUAAAUUUCUUUCGCUCAAUUUGACGAGUUUAUCUCGAUUAGAAGAACUGAACGCUAGAAGAAAUGAUUUGAGGAUUUUCCCUAGUUUGCAUCCACAAGCUCCUAUAAUUUGGAUCGAUUUCCGUGAGAAUCCGUGGGAUAAUGUUACAGCCGAAGACUUGGCACCUUAUUGUCUUCUGAAGACUUUCCUUAUAACUGUAACAGGAGACGGUAAGCUGAACCUCGCUACGGGUUCUUGUACUUGUCGACGUCUAGAAGCUUGGAUGUUGGUGAACAAAAUCCGGGGUUUUGAAUUCAAUUGCCAGCCACCUCGUUUAGCUCCCGAUGAGACGGACCCUUGUCAAGUUAAAAUAUUCAGCGAUAAAAUGUGGGAACAGCGGAAGGAAUGUUUCGAUCGACAACCGUGGUCUCCUUUUUGGAAAGGGUUAAUAAUUGUCGCACUGUUGUGUCUAAUUGUCCCUGCCAUCUGGUGUAGUAUAGAGGGCUAUAAGUAUUACAUGAGGAGAAAAGGAAAGACUGCUUCUGAUGACUCGGCUGCUGCCUCUUCAUCAGACGAUGCUGCUACAUCAUCAGAUGCGAACGAUGAACCACCGACUGAAAAUCAAGAAUCAGCAGAUUAGGAAUAUUGGAGUUUGUAUUAUUGAGAACCGUUUUUCAAACUGUAAGCUUAUCAAGUUUCAAGUCGGAGGAUUGUAAAUAUAUGUAGAGUAAAUGUGAGGAUUUAUUUAGAUAAAUCAGCUUUUAUUACAAGUAUUGAAGAAUGAUUUACAUGUAACUUUUCGAGGAAUACAUUAUACUUUGCUCAUCAUUGUGUUACUCAUAUUUUUGAAAGAAAUGAAAUAUACCUGAAUAGCAUUAUUCCAGACUUCUUGCAUAUAAAACAGGUACAUGAACUUUGUACUUCGCAUUAUUGAAAUCAUGUCGUAGGAAAUAUCACAUCGGAACAAUUCACUCGCUCUAACAAUGACUAAUGAGUCAUAUUUGACCGUUGAUUUCAUACCACUAGACAAACGCUAUCUCACAAAAUUCAUUAAAUGACGUCACUGUUCGACACGGGGAAAAAAGAAAAUCAAUAAAGAGACGAGCACGAAAAAAAAAAAAAGAUACGAUACGUUCGGUGUCAUAGUCAAAUGAUAAACUAUUGAUAUAUUUAAAAUUCCAAAUUAUGUACAUUAAACACUUAUUUUAUUUAAAUAGACUAGUUACGAUUACAGUAAUAAUUAUUCCUCCGUGAUAAUUCUCAAUCUAAUAUCACAAAUUGUACAAUACACGACACGACAUACGAACCAAAGUGUAACUUUUCCCAAUAAGGAAGCCUGCAUUAAAUCCUAGUACUCGAGUAAUCUAUCUAUAAAUAUAUAAAUAUUGUGCGUAGAAAAAAAAGGGAUUUAAAAAAAAAAGAUAAAAUAAUAUAACUCCAAAAAAAAAAAAACUUGACAAAUUUAUUACGAAACGCGUUGCUAAAAAUCAUAACCGUAUUCUACGAUAAAAUGAAGGGAAAAAAAGUAUAACGAGAAGCCUUUUUUUUUUUUUCUUCAAAAACAACCUUAUUAUAUAAAAACAUACUCGAACAACGUUAUUAUAAAUUAAUAACAUAAAUUCGUAAUUCGUAACAAAACGAAUUGAACGAAAUUACGUAAUUUUGAUAUUCUUAAAAGUAUUUAUAUCGGUUAAAAAAUAAAAAAAGCCACAUCAGCAUGCCAUUCAUUCAACUUAAGCAUACGUAUAUUAAGCAAACACAGAAUUUUAAGUAAUGAGAGAGGAGGAGCAGCGAAACUCGUAUUAUUAAUAAUGGCGUACUCACGAAUACAAAAGGUAAAAACUUUUUUUCAAUCGUGUUCCGGCGGUAAAAAUAUAUAAAUUAA
Planococcus citri (citrus mealybug) is the source of this 2562-nucleotide messenger RNA. RefSeq lists its product as uncharacterized. The record is from RefSeq and is a predicted model, not a curated record. NCBI's taxonomy places the organism in Eukaryota, Metazoa, Arthropoda, Insecta, Hemiptera, Pseudococcidae. The transcript is spliced from 5 exons. Bases 268 to 1317 code for a protein of 349 amino acids.